Messenger RNA from Gastrolobium bilobum, 1725 nucleotides. Its product is annotated as pectinesterase. The transcript has 2 exons. The record is from RefSeq and is a predicted model, not a curated record. Gene Ontology annotation, molecular function: pectinesterase activity; pectinesterase inhibitor activity. The coding region runs from base 1 to 1725 and encodes 574 amino acids. NCBI's taxonomy places the organism in Eukaryota, Viridiplantae, Streptophyta, Magnoliopsida, Fabales, Fabaceae. Gene Ontology annotation, biological process: cell wall modification.
AUGAAAGGAAAAAUAAUUGUCUCUGUUGUUUCUCUCAUCCUCGUGGUAGGUGUUGCUAUUGGAGUUGUUGUUGCCGUUCACAAGAAGAAUGAUGACCCUGAGGUUCAAGCUCAACAGAGGUCUCUGAGUGUUAUAUGCCAAAACGCAGAGGACAAAAAGCUCUGCCAUGAAACUCUUAAAUCCGUGACAGGGAUUGAAGCCGCAGACCCAAAGGCUUACAUAGCGGCAGCUGUGAAAGCAACCACUGACAGUGUCAUCAAGGCCCUUAACAUGAGUGAUAGGCUCACAACUGAGCAUGGAAACAAGGACAAUGGCAUUAAAAUGGCCCUUGAUGAUUGCAAGGACCUUUUGCAAUUCGCCAUGGACAGUCUCCAACUCUCCAUGAAUUUGGUGAAAGAAAACAACAUUCAAUCCGUGCAUAACCAAACCCCUGAUUUCAGGAACUGGUUGAGUGCUGUUAUCUCAUACCAACAAACAUGCAUGGAUGGUUUUGACGAUGACAAAGACGGUGAGAAAAAGAUCAAGGAACAGUUGAACGAGCAGAGUUUGGACCAAGUUGGUAAGAUCACUGGCGUCACCCUUGACAUCGUGAGUGGUUUGUCCAACAUCCUCGAACAAUUCAACUUGAAGUUCGAUAUUAAACCUGCCUCUCGUCGUCUUCUCGAGGUUGAUAGCCAAGGUUUCCCAACAUGGUUCUCUGCUGCUGAUCGCAAACUCUUGGCUAAGAUGAACGGCAGAGGUUGGAGAUCACGUGUCAAGCCAAAUGUUGUUGUUGCCAAGGAUGGUAGUGGUCAAUUCAGAACCGUCAAGGAUGCUAUUGCCUCGUACCCUAACGGCUUCAAAGGUAGAUACACUAUCUACGUUAAGGCUGGUGUCUAUGAUGAGUACAUCACCGUUCCCAAGGAAGCUGUUAAUCUUCUCAUGUAUGGUGAUGGCCCUCAAAGAACCAUUAUCACCGGUCACAAGAACUUCCGUGAUGGUACCAAGACCAUGCAAACCGCCACCUUCGCCAACACUGCUAAUGGAUUCAUUGCAAAGGCAAUGACAUUCGAGAACACAGCUGGUCCUGAUGGUCAUCAAGCUGUGGCACUUAGAAACCAGGGAGAUAUGUCAGCUUUCGUUGGUUGCCAUAUAUUGGGUUACCAAGACACCUUGUACGUUCAGACCAACAGGCAAUUCUACCGCAACUGUGUGAUCUCUGGCACCAUUGACUUCAUCUUUGGCACAUCCCCAGCCUUGAUCCAACACUCAGUCAUCAUUGUGAGGAAGCCAAAUGACAACCAAUUCAACACAGUUACCGCUGAUGGUACAUCUCAGAAGAACAUGGGCACAGGUAUUGUUAUCCAGAAUAGUGACAUUGUCCCAGAACAAGCAUUGUUCCCAGUGAGGUUCAAGAUCAAUUCCUACUUGGGAAGGCCAUGGAAGCAAUUCUCAAGGACAGUUGUUAUGGAAUGCAAUUUGGGUGACUUUAUUCAUCCAGAGGGAUGGUUUCCAUGGGCAGGGUCAAGUUUCCUUGACACCUUGUACUAUGCUGAGUACAAUAACGCUGGACCUGGUGCCAAUGUUCAGAGAAGGAUCAAGUGGAAGGGUUACCGUGGCCUCAUUAGCAAGGCUGAAGCUACCCAAUUCACCGCUGGUGAAUUCCUCAAGGCUGGACCUCGCUCCGGAACUGAUUGGUUGAAGGCUCUUCAUGUUCCUCAUAACCUUGGCUUCACAAAAGCUUAA